This is a messenger RNA of Durusdinium trenchii, 2347 nucleotides long. Lineage: Eukaryota; Dinophyceae; Suessiales; Symbiodiniaceae. The record is from the annotation of a GenBank genome assembly.
AAGAGUUCGAGACGCUGUAUUUGAGCGGUUUUCAUCUUAGCAUCAUGCGCGGUGCCAUGGAAUCUCUGAGGCAGCUGCGUGGAGUGACGCAGGACUCUGAUCCUGCACGUGUACGCAGUGCCCGUGGAUUGCUUGUGCUCGGUGCAGUUGGAGGCUUCCUGGUGGCCUGCUGCACGGGCUUGGUGGGCAUGCUGGUGGGCCGCUACCUCGCAGGCAAUGGGAAUGCGAAGUCGUCUACUCUAGAUCCUGUGGUGCUGUCGCUGCCUGUGAUGAGAGCUUCAGCGCCACAUCCGCUUGCAGGCCGAGUUCGCCAACGGGAACAUGAUCGCUUCUUCAGCAGGUACAUGCGCUUGCAAAAGGGAACCUUUCCAACUGAGAUCGACAUCAAGAACCAAGAUGAUGCUGUCUACUAUGGUGUGAUUGGCCUGGGACGCCCCGCCCAGCAAUUCCGCGUAGUCUUCGACACAGGCUCUGCAAACCUUUGGGUGCCUUCAGAAGAGUGUGUGAAUUGUGACUCUAUGAAGAUUCACAACAAGUUUGAUGGUCCCAGCUCUUCCACCUACGAACACUCCAGGUUCGCUGUUGAGUUGGCUUAUGCCACAGGUUCGUGCAAAGGCUUCCUUGCACGGGAUCGCCUGAACUUUGGGAAUGCCACGGUGGAGAAAGUGCCCUUUGUUGAGGUCUUUCAGGUCUCGGCCCCCUUCCCGGCCUCGGACUUCGAUGGGAUUUUUGGUUUGGGCUUUGCAGGGCUUGCCACGCCACCAGGACUGGUCACUCCCCUGGACUUGAUGCUCAAGACCUACAGUGGCCGGCUCCGUGAGAAGGUCUUCUCUUUCCUCAUGAGCAAUGACCCUUCGGUGCCUGGGGAGCUGCGCUUCGGACAAGUGCCCAUGGAACGCUACUCCGAGGGGUUGAGAUGGAUCGAUGUCCUGAAGGAUGUAGAUGCAGCAGGCCAACCUGCCUACCGCUUUUGGGCUGUAUCAAUGGACACGGUGUCAUUCGCUGGCAAAAAGCUCACUGGCCGUGUAGGUCUCCUAGACUCGGGUGCCAGUUGCUUGGUGCUUCCCGAGAAGGAUGCCAGCCUUUUCUACGACGCGGUGCGAGAGGCACAGCAGCAUGAUGCCCGCUGUAGCGCCUUGCCGAAGUUGACGCUCACGAUUGGAGGGCAGGACUAUGUUCUGACAGGGGACGACUACGGCUUUCAACAGUUGGGUGGCUGCCAGCUGUGUGUUCAGGCCAGAGAAGACCGGACCUGGAUCAUUGGGGAUGUCUUUCAUCGCAAGUUUCCGGUGACCUAUGACUUCGGUGCGCACAGGAUAGGUCUUCCUCUAGGCCGCCACCAUUGGACUUACACGAGCUUGGUCCUCAGUUUUAUGGCGGUGGCCUUGUGUGUGCCGCUGCUUGUCACCUUUGGAAAGGUUUACCACAGGCGCUACGCACGACGUUUGACAACCAGAGGGACAGAGGCUCCUGCAACGCGAGACCCUGCUUGCGAACUCUCACACAGUCACCGCUCCGGCGAGCGUCUGAGAUGAUCUGAGAUGACCCAGGUGAAGAGCUGUGAAGUUGACCCUUCAGUCGCCCCUUCGGUGCUGGGCACCGGUGCAGAAUUGUUGCCAAGGAAUGAAAGGAUCCCAACAGUUCUGGAUAUGAUGUCAAUGAUUCACAGAAGCUCCCCCAAUGGAAGGUUCACCAGGUCUUUAAGGUGUGAGGUACACUUUUGAGGCGCGAUUGAGGGAAUCAUGCGGGGGACGGGGGAUAAAGAAGAAACGAACAAGAGGGAAGACACAUUUCAAUAAAAAGAAAAAGACAAAGAGAAGGACAAUCUCUAUGUAUAUAGUGAAUUCGGAAGCUGGGGUUCCGUGUUUGGCUCGGAUUAGUUAUAUAGCGGUAGUUUUGUGAUGGUGCACACAUUGCAUAAAUUACUUAAGUACGACUAACCUGUUAUCGACUGGAGCAUUUCUUGGCUCGGAUAGACAAUAUGAUAUUUAUCCAUCCUGACUUGACAUUAUUCUUCUUUUGCUGAGGGUCUACAAAACUCAGUGAACCCUUGACAGGUGAUUUGCUUGGAGAGUUUGUGUCUAUUUUCAGCUGAGAGGCUCAAUUUUGGUCAGACUCCUCAAAGUCCCUUGGCAGCAAUGUUUCUAGUUAGGUGGCAUUGAGAAGGGCGAAGAGACGACGUAGGAACGGCAAACCCUCGCACAUUCAGAGAUUGAUUACAUUGAGGAAAAUGCAAAUCCGAGGAAGAUACGUCUUAGAAGCUAAGUUUCUGGGGAUAUUCUUGCAGAUUUCGCAGCCAUUGGAUAGACUGUAGCCGUGGUACUUGGAAGGUAUCAAGCCAAACCAG